Molecule: messenger RNA, 442 nt
Organism: Pipra filicauda (Wire-tailed manakin)
Lineage: Eukaryota; Metazoa; Chordata; Aves; Passeriformes; Pipridae
Gene: NPFF
Product: neuropeptide FF-amide peptide precursor
Exons: 3
Coding region: 10-336 (108 amino acids)
Molecular function (GO): neuropeptide hormone activity
Source: RefSeq, a predicted model, not a curated record
GCGGGGGCGAUGACGGGGCGCCCGGCGCUGCUUCUGAUGCUGCUGCUGCUGGCGGAGACCCCGCGCAGCGCCCGCUGCUGCCCCGGGACCCUCGACCCGGCCCCGGCCGCCGCCGCCGCCCCCCCGGGGCCACCCCCCGCCGCCGCCGCCCUGGGUGCGCUGCUCCGGUCCCUGCAACGCCCCGGCCGCGCCCCCGGGACCCUCCUCCAGCCCCAGAGGUCGGGGUGGGGGCCGCAGGGGGGGGCCCAGGCCCGGCUCAGCCCCCGGAGCUGGGACCCCCCGCUCGCCCCGUUCUGGACGAUGGCGACCCCGCAGCGCUUCGGCCGCCGCCGCUGAGCAUCCGGCCCCGAGUCCGUCCAUCUGUCCGUCCCUCCUGGAGCCGAGCCCCUCCCAAGCCCAUCCGUGGGUUCGUCCGUCACCCAAUAAAGUGGUGCCCCCACCC